Molecule: messenger RNA, 5915 nt
Organism: Anopheles funestus (African malaria mosquito)
Lineage: Eukaryota; Metazoa; Arthropoda; Insecta; Diptera; Culicidae
Product: cytospin-A
Exons: 13
Coding region: 1006-5664 (1552 amino acids)
Biological process (GO): actin cytoskeleton organization
Cellular component (GO): filamentous actin; microtubule organizing center
Molecular function (GO): protein binding
Source: RefSeq, a predicted model, not a curated record
CAAUUCAACUCGUAACGUAACAGUUAUCCGUAUCGAGAAGCAUAAAUUUAGUUAGGAAUGUGGGAUGGUUUUAAAUGGCCUUCAAUGUAAACUGGAGCAAUCCAUUUUACUUUCGUUUGGCUAAAGGAUUAUGACCGGAUCGUUGAAAGACACGGGUUGAGGAUUAUCGUUGUGAUGCAAUGGGGAAUGUCAGUUGUAAUUAGUUUAAAAUGUGCCAUCGUACACCAAGCAAGGGGUAACUCUGUUUCUUACUUGACUUCGAACUGCAUAGAAAACCAUAAAAAUGUCGCAAUGGGUGAUAAAACCAACAAUUCAAGAAGUGAAUAACGUCUACAGAAUAAAGCGAGACUAUAGAGGUGCAGUGUAAUCUUUCGCAAACAACUGCACACACAGAGAGAAAAAAAAACAUUUCAACGCUCAUUAGGGUUAGGAAGAAAGCAAUACAAUUACGCAAGUAGAAUAUCUAGAUAAUCCUACGGCAGUAGAUAAGCAUUCUGGCGGCAACGUGAAACCCAUUUUCCACAAACCAUUUCAGUCGUUGGCUCGAUCCGACCGCGCAACGAUCCUCCGUUUGACAGUACUCGAAUAAAACCGGUUCGUGCGCAUCGUUCGUUUGACAGUUGGUGUUGCAUCGUUCGAACCGUGAAGUGUAUGCAUGAAGAAUUAUUGCAUGCCGAUGCACUAUGGCAGACACUGAAGAUGCUCUGCUAGACUGACAAUUAUAGACAUCGUUAUUUGCAAAGUAAGGUAGAAAAAAAGUGUAAAAUAGUGAUUUUUCACCAUGUAAGAAGUGAAACAAAAAAAAGGACCAAAAAACGUAACAUUACGCGUAGUAAAACAUUCUACGCACAGGCGUGCGCCAAUUGCGGUGCGGUGUACACUUACGCGGAUAUCCCAUUUUGGUGUGUGAAAAAAAAAACGCAUAACGAAACACACACACACUCACACAGAGAAGAACGUUGCUCGCGUGAAAAGUGAAAGAGCACGUGAGAGAGAAGAUAAACUAUGAUCAAGCUAAAAUCAUUGUUCCGUAGAGGGCAAGGUCCAUCGGGACCGAAACAUCAGCCACAGCAGCCGGUAUCCUCGGUGAGCGUUGCUGCCGCGACCGGCUCGGGCCAUGCGGAAGGUGUCACCGGUAACGUGCACGGAGCAGUAAACGGUGGUGCGUUGCUGAAGAGUGCCGCUUCGGCAUCGAGCCUUGAGUAUCCGGUCGCUUCGAAACCGGUACAAUCCGCACGGGGCACCGGACACCAGCAGCAGCGUUUCAACGGGUCGAAGGAAAAGCUGGACCACGCUCACCAUCACCACCACCUGCACCACCAUCAUCACCAGCCGCAUCUGCACACGCAACAUCACCAUCCCCAUACGCAGCACAGCCGAACGGCAUCGGGCCAGAUGGCGCAAAUGGCAACCGUGUCGACGAAUCACUUGAACAAAUUCCCACCGGGCGGCAGUGGAGCGUCCGGGUCGGCGACGGCCGGGGAUGAUGGUUUACUGAACGAGCGUGGCGUCGACAUCGGAAGUAGCGGGCUGAGCUCGAGCAUGGAACAGCUGACCGCUAUCAGUUUCGUGGGCCCAGAAAAGGCGGCAGCCGGUAGUCGUAAGGAGCAGCAGCAGCAGCAGCAACAACAGCAAACAUCACCUAGCAAAAGCCGUGUGGCCGAACUGCAGGUGCAUCUGGAGAAGCUGCAGUCCGAAAAUCUCCGGCUCGAGAAGAAGGUGCACGAGAUGACGAGUUGCCAGGAGGAGCUGUUGCUGUUGCGUGACGAAAUCGUGCAGCUAAAGGCAUCGCACGAGCAGAGCAACGGUGAGCUGCAUCGGUUGCUGAACGAGAACGAAUCCCUCCGGGAUCGGUUGAAAACGGUCGUCCAGUCGCCGCUGUCCGAUUCGGAAAAGCAGCAGCUCAUACGCAACACGCAACGGUUGCACAGUUCCGCCCCGGCAUCGAUUGCGCUUCCGAAUAACAUGGAUGCUGAAGGUACACCUUGCGUUACGCCCGACUGGGACAAACAAUCGUCCAGCAGCGAAAUAGCGGUGGCGUGUUUGCAAGAUAAAAUUAUUCAGAUGGAGGAAACACAUUAUUCUACGAACGAGGAGCUGCAAGCAACGCUGCAAGAAUUAGCCGAUUUACAGUCGCAAAUAAUGGAGCUACAAACUGACAAUGAAAGGUUGGUGGAGGAAAAGGAUGUCAUCUUCCAGUCACUGUGCCGGCAGACGGAAAAGCUAGAAGAUUCGCGCAUCCAGAUCGGUACGCUCCAGAAGCUACUAUUGCGCGAACCAAACCAGCAGGACGUGGUACCAACGGAACGUGAACAUAAGCUGAUCGAUUUGCUGAAGAUCGCCCAAGAAGAGCGGGAAUGUUUGAUGUUGAAACAGGAAGAACUAAAUGCCGAGCUAAAUGAGCUAAAGGCACUCGUUGACGAACGUAAUGGGGAGGUAACGCGAACGCGUGGUCGCAUCAGUAUGCUGGAAUCAUCACUGGACGCGGCAAACGCCGAGAAGAAGGAUGCAAAUUCGCAGUUGAUGGAAUCGAAGGAAGAUGCAUCGGUUAAGCUGAUCGAGAUAAGCCGAUUGACCACACUGCUCGAGAAUGCGCGGGCCAAAAUUGAUGAACUCGAGCAGGACCGUGCAAUGGGCGACAAAACGGACCUGGAGGAGUUGCUCGAUGUUGCGCGGAAGGAGAAAGAUCAGCUCGAAACGCAGAUUGCGUCCUUCCAGGAGCAGGUAUCGAUCAGUCAGUGCGAAAUCCAGAAGCUCAAAGAUCAACUGGCGCGACUAAACGAGGAAUGCAAAGUCGUGCGAAACAACGCCAAAUGUGUCAUCUCGGACCUGGAGUAUAAGAAUGAAACUGUCACGCAGGAGAAGCAAAAGAUGGCAACCGAUUUUCAACAGUUGCAGGAGUCGAUCAAUGAACUACAGGUUCAAAACAAAUGCCUCCUGGAGGACAAAUCCCAGCUGGAAACGCUGCUGUCGGAAACGCAGAAGCAUCUUGGUGAAACCGAGCGCCAGCUGAUGGAAAAGACUGAGGAACUAAACCAAGAAACUAGACUUAGGCAGCAGGAAGCGGACGAGUGGGAACAUUUCCAGUCGGACCUACUGAUGACGGUACGGGUGGCGAACGAUUUUAAGACUGAAGCACAAAACGCGCGCGAAAAGCUUGCCCUCGACAAUAAGGCACUGCGCGAAAAGGUGCGCGUGCUCGAGCAGCAGAUCGAACAACUGAACAAACAAUCCUUAAAAGGUAUCGGCAAUGCGCACGAUGUUCAGUUGAGUUACGAACGUUUGAACGAUCUUAAGCAAGAUUUGAGUGCUUCGGUAGAAAAUCUAAACACAUUCGAUCGGAAUGUGGAUGAGUUUUCCUAUCGUGUUCAGUUGCUCCGCAAGCAAAUGCACAAUUUUUCGCUCGACCGAAAACCGCCCGCCAGCCUCGUUUCUGGUGGUUUGAAUGAUACAUCCAAGAAAAAGGUUACGAUGCAAUCACCACCGCCACGAGCAGUUCAGGACUCCGAUUCCGAUGUGCCACCACCGUUACCGAAAACAAAACCACCGAAGCUCGUAGUCCGCUUCGCCGACGAACGGUCCAGUGUUGAAACGUUGGACAGCACGGAAUACGACUACAGCGAUUCAGAUCAGGAUGAUUCCGAAGUGGUUGGCACAACGAAGCGAAAAUCGACACCGUUCGAGGACAUUCAGCAGAGCAAGACACCUUCCUCUGAAAGUAUAUCUGAAGCUAGUGUGCUGGCUAGUGACGACGAGAUUUCCAAAGAGGUGGUUGAAUAUCAGGUCAAUUCUCCCGCAUUUCGGCCCAUCGUCGCUUCGCAGAGCACGGAAAAUCUGUUCCAUAGCCCAUACGCUCUGUUUAAACCAAUUCCACGUUUUGCCUCGAAGAGCACGCAGGAUUUGAGUUCCACUGAGCGUGCGGAUGGUUUAUACCAUCGGCAGCAUAAAAAUCGACACCGCGCGCUUAAUACAACGGAUUUUGGUUCAGGUUUGUUCUACUCGAAAAGCACCGACGAUCUUAUCCUACCCGAUAUCGAUAGAUUGACACAGAAGCCAGCAACGAAUCUGAGCAAAUUUCGCAAAUUUCGAUACGAACGCUCGAUAAGUGGAUCCAGCUUGAAUAGUUUAGUUAAACUCGAACGUCAAGAACAACUUUUCCAACGACAGAAGCAGCAGCAACAAGAAACAAGUAAUGAAACAAUUUCGACCCUAAUGCAACCUAACGAAGGGAGUGCAGAUGAUGUUGAAUCAUGGAGUAAACCUUCACUGGGCACUCCUCAAACAGAUUUAGUGGAUGUGUCAGGUUUCCGGCAGCAAAACACGGCGGGAAGUCCGGAUCAUAAGAAUAAACCGGAAAGUCGUAAACCACUGCCUCUUCCUCGAACGGACAGUGAACAGAACCUAGCGACGCAAAAGACAAUCGUGUAUGUUAUUGACGAACAGACAGAACAGUUCGUCCUGGAGGAAGAGCUACAGAAGCGUAAGCAAGAGCGCGCUAAGAAGGAACCCACGAAACAAGUCACGGCCGCACCGAAACUACCAACAAAAAGUAAUACAAAAUUUAUUGCAAAUCGCAAUGUUCCAACUUCUUCUACUGCGACCUCCGAAUCAUUGUAUGAAAACAUUCCUUACCGAAGAAAUUUUGUAACAAAAAGUUAUUCCUUUGACCAUGAUCCUAUGCUAACAUCGAAAGAAACUCAAUCACAGUCACUCAUCACAACCGUGCAACAGGAAAUGGCCGUUCGGCGGCAGCAAAAGUCCGCAAUCCAGCGGCAAGAUUCGCGGCUGUCGGUAAAGAGUCUUAUUGAGAGCAUUGAAAAUUCAGCCAAACAGACCAAAUUAAAUUCCGACUCGCGGUGCAGUUCCAGUUCCAGCAUUAACAGCAUUCCAGCGGACGCAAACCCUACGCUUUCCACAAAACAUUCCUCAAUUAGCAGUACGAACAACAACUCCAUAAACAACAAUGAACACGACAGUAUCAGCAACAAUAUUAGUAAGAGCCACGUAAAUGGCAACAACAAUGACGAAAACAACGUAAUCCAAAUUCCUGUGCAGCCAUCGUCUAUUGUGCAAUCCGCUGCAUUGCCAGCUAAAAGUCCGCUGCGAGAACAGCAGCAACCUACGGUGGGAGGUAACGUGAACAGUAAUUCCAAGCCCAACGCAUCAGCAGACACAGUAAUGUUGAUGAAAAAAUCCAAUCUUAUCACCAGCAACAAUGGUUGCAAUACAACACUAAACCCAGCAAUUAUUUCCCACAAAACGAUGGACUAUGUGCGUCGAAAUAGCUACAAUGACAUAAGCGAACGGAAAGAUCCGUUGAAUGCGUUGGUAAAAAAUGGAGGCUCGAAACGAAAUGCACUGCUGAAAUGGUGCCAAAACAAAACGGUUGGAUAUCGGAAUAUUGACAUCACGAACUUUAGCUCCUCCUGGAAUGAUGGUUUGGCUCUGUGCGCCAUCAUGCACUCCUACCUGCCGGAUCGCAUACCCUACGAUAAGUUGAAUCAGAAUGACAAACGGCGCAACUUUAGUCUAGCGUUUACUGCGGCCGAAAGCGUUGGCAUUCAGACAUCUUUGAGUAUUGAUGAGAUGUGCCUUCAGGAACGACCGGAUUGGCAGCAAGUAAUGGGCUACGUAACGGCCAUCUAUAAACAUUUUGAAACAUAAGACAACAACGGAAACGUGCAUUCCAAUUGCAUAUUUUACCAAUUUUUUACCGUAAAAGGCCUUGAAAUUUGGCUUCGCAAGUGCUGUCGCCGUGUGUAUGUGCUGCUGCAGCUAUAUGGGGCAUCGUAUCCAUCUAUGCUCCUAUUUCGUACUUGUUAUUUAUUUUAUUAGAUUACACUCCCGAAUUGCUUCGCUAUUUGAAACAAAAAUACUAUGAAUGUUGUUGAAAUAUAUACAUAUGAAUAAAAAUG